Molecule: messenger RNA, 11797 nt
Organism: Athalia rosae (coleseed sawfly)
Lineage: Eukaryota; Metazoa; Arthropoda; Insecta; Hymenoptera; Athaliidae
Exons: 3
Coding region: 3916-5466 (516 amino acids)
Molecular function (GO): protein binding
Source: RefSeq, a predicted model, not a curated record
GUGAAAGGGAUCUCAGCAGACUUUACCCAUCGUACCGGGGUAUGCGUUAUCAUAUAUCUAUGGCGUUAUACUUAUUUUUCAACAUGCCUUUUACUCCACGCAAUGCCUUAAUAACGUGCCACGUAUUACAAUACGAUGCACCGUCUUGCAUAGCCAUACGACUUAAACUAUCACUAGAACAAACUUUUAAUCCAGAUUACUUGUAACUUGGUACAACGCAGCGCGGGUAAAAUCGAUCGAUAGAACAAUAUAAUGCUACUCGUGGUUGACCGCCACGUUUCAACAAUUAUCUCAGUCAGGACCACGCAAGCCGCAGUUCGUAGUUAUUUUCAUCGGUAAUCAGAAUAAACAAGAAAAAUGUUGCGAAUGCUUGAUAUAAAAUGCCGUGUUCUCAGGGGCCAGCAUUCGCCUGUUCAUUCUUUCAAAAGAUGACGAAAGUGGCCAUUGAACGAUUCGCAGGAUAACGCGAGUAGGGGUGGUUUGUUGACUGGAUGUACAAUCGCUAACGAGCGACGAACCGGUACAUUCAACGGGGUACAAGAGGAUAGGAAACAAUGGAGUUGCGAGAUGAGGGCUACUUUGUAUCUGCCUUCAAGCUUCCGACGCGAUAAUCCCUUCGGUUACUCUAUUUAUCGUACACUCGUAUCUCCAAUUCUCCCAUGCGGUGGCAACGAUUUCCGUGCAAUAUAGGGGUACGUCUGAGUAAGUGAAACGGACAUGGCCAAAAAGAAAUUUCUCGCUAAACUUGCUCCCUUAUUAGUACCUCCGGGUAUUUGUGUGAAAUUUUAUUCGAAAAAAUGCCGUGUAAGCGGAAACCACUCGUUUGGCCAAUUUUCAACUGAGGUGGAUCAAAACCAUUAACUUCAGAAAAUCUAAAAUACACAACACAACUACUGGGAGGUACUCAGAAAACAUUCUCAAAGUUUGGAGAAAUUUUCUUUCUUUGUCAUGUCGUCAUAAGCAUACGCAUCAAAUUUUACCGGAAACUCGCACCACCAGGAUUAAAAUAACUGGAGAAACAAAUCGAGUACGGUAAUACGAUCAAAGUGGAUCAAGUUCAAAUAGGAACUAUGGGUAAGCGUAGAUCGCGUGAAAAUGAUUGUAACGUGGAUUGGAUGGACAAUAACCGGUUGCACGUGGUGCAAUAUUCAUACACGUGCGGUGUUGGUUAUAAAGUUCCCGCAGCAGUAACAAUAAAACGUAUUCCAAGCGCGGUUAAUAUUAGCGAUCGAUCCAUAACGUCCGUGGUAGCGUCAAACGUGGUUAAUGUAGACAGAGGUGGAUACACGUACGUACUACCUACACACUUGUGUAUUACCAAGUUGAAAGCCCACGCGCGGCAAAUAACUUCGGUCAAUAGCUACGUGAUCCGUAACUCUUCUCGUAGUCGGUGAACCAGAGGUAGCCUGGUCAUGACUGACGUACGGAUGCGGAAUAGAUGGUCGAAGAUCCCACCGGAGAAAUGGGAAGGGAAAGGGUGCAAUGCGUCACGAAGCGAGCAAACAACUCGCAGACGUGGGAGGGCGACGGUGUACCUGAGCAGCCCUGUACCCGAGUUGAACGUCGUCAGCAAUUCGCUGGAACGUCCCACUCUCGGUCUCACUUUCACCACCCGGAACCCGUCGAAGAGAUUUGGGAAUAGAAGAUGCUCGGAGAAUCGCGAUAUUUGCGUCCCAGCUUUUCCUCGUUAGGAGAAAUGGCGCGUGAAAAGAUACCGAGGGUGGUGCACGAGGAUUAGCGAGUCGGAGAAUCGGAAAACGUCAAAGCUUCACCCACCCCCCGACGAUUGUGGGACUUUUCUGCAUCGCGGACCGCGUUGAAAACAGCUGGGUACUCAUCGACGAAUUGCCCUCCCACAAUCCUCAACUGGCGGGUAAAAUUAUCUUAUGAUCAGAUAUACAGAAUAUAGAUACGUAUUGCAAUUUGUCGCGCACUGGUGCAGUAUCGUGAGGUUCGUGCGUGCCCCGAUUUCAUGCCCCUCCAUCCCCCGGCCCGCGAAGUCCUCGUCGUAGGAAGAUAUAUCCGCCUAGAACCGGAAUGGCAAAACCCCAGAGCAAAGGGCAAAACGAAAAGCCGUUUGUUUCAUUGCGACCUGCAUUCCGUGCGUAAUAUUUUUUUCGGCGAGUGCAACGAUGUCGAGGAACCGAGCGUUUUCAAAGGACAAACGUCGUCGAUCCGAGGUCAGGUCAUCGGUGUCGGAUUCUCACAAUCAGUGGGGGGGGGGGGGGGACCACGCUCCUGCAUAUUUUUCCCCACCAAACAUUUCGACGUCAUUCUAUUUUUUGCGAAGGAUUCCCCGAUACGAGGAAGUGCGUCAAUCGUUGAACACCCGCGUGAACGUCGUACGUCGGUGUAACAAUGGGGAAACUCGAUAAAGCCGGUUUGUGCACCGUGCAUGUAACAUGGCGGAGGCAAUCGCGACACGUGUCGGAACGAUCGCGUAACGUUGCCCAUUAUAUUGUCGAGAGACUCGGUCGUAGAGUCUCGCGCCAAGUAGGUACAGCGGAAGAGCACGGGACGACAACCGAGUAUCCAAAUACAGUGAAGACUUCAAGAGAUGGCAAAAGCGCUCCAAGGAUACCUAUGUUGUUAAAUAUCAGCUGAAUCGUUGACUUUUCGAAUUUCGAAUCAAGUGUGAACAAUUUCAACUUCAAUAAUGCUCAUAGCUCUCCAGAUUGGGGGUGGGCGAAUGUGGAGAGAUAUUUUCUUUUAAAAUUCGCCAUUUUUUCCAUAUUAUUUCGAACCAAUUUGAGAGGUGAGACCGUCAAAAUUCGAUUUCAGCCUUACUAAGGACCAUCGGUAUUGUAUAUUUGGUUGGGAGUACCGGCGCGCGGUGACAAUUACCGAACAAGUUUCAUUCGUUGAAGAGUAGUCGCCGUACGAGACAGCGAUUCUCCGAUUUCAUUGUACCUCGAUCGCGACGGGUGAAAUUUUAUACCAACUCUCGGUGAAAUUUGGCCUCAUCUUCCCUUUCUCCUUUGAACAGAGGUGUUCGGAGCUGGAGGUUCGUCGAGGCCCCGUACUAAUUGUAAGAUAGAAACUUGGAAAGGGGUACGUCCCAGACGUUACGGUGCAUACGCUGCUCCCAAGUGCGUACCCAUGUCCCAUUCUACCGACGCGCCCUGACGAUUCCCGUAGGUUGAUUUCACCUCUCGAGGUGCCGAGCACGCGUGCGCCCCGACGUCGAGGGUGCAAGCUCGGUCGGCCGGGGCGCCGGCAGAAUGACGUCGGGACGCUCGCGUCGCCGUUCGUCGGCGAUAAACGUAGAGCACCCACCGUGCCUGUGAUAUCGUUCCAAAACUCGCUGCCUCCGUUGCCGCUGCUGCUCGCCCGAAAAUCACUCAAUGGUCAUUCGGUGAUUCAAUUAUUUUCGCAAAACAUCCUCCGGAUAUCGAAUGAUACGCGAAGGUGGAAACGGUGCGGAUGACACUCUCGGGGCAUACGGGACAUUUUUCUAAAAAAUGAACUCGUGCGUACGAAAAUAUUAUAAUUACGUGGAUCCCAGGUGUACAUAAUACACGAGUGCAGGUGAAUCAGGUGCAUCGCUAUUCGACCAGUCGCAUCGUUUUCAUUUCACCCAAUUUACUUUCACUCGGUACACCGUGACAAGAAGAAUAACGCACAAGUUCCGGAGCGGUUCGUUUUUAUCUCGCACGAUAACGAUGUAUCAACCGCACCGCUGCACCAGUUAAAGAGGAGGCGUACCCGCUGGAAGGGAAGAAAGGAUGACGGAGAGGAAUUAAUCCAAGAGUCUCGCAUCGAGUUGAGGACCGUUUGAAGCAGUCGAGAGGUCGUACUCGGGUGAACGAGGAGCGCGGAAGAGGAUAUAGGGCUAAAGUCGAAGUCUCGAGACGGCGAGUUGCGCCAAGGCUGCGAGGGAGACUCUCGGACACUUAAAACAGCGGGAAUGCGGUGAUGGCUCUUCUGUACAGAUUCGCGCAACUGCCCGAUCGGGGUGGUACGCGAGUCUUCUCCUUCGUCGUGACGAGGAGCGUCGUCAGAGACCCGGAACGGGACGUCACCAGUAAGGAGCUCGUUUGCGGCUUUCAACGGUGGGCUGUAGCAUUCUCUCGAGGCGACAAGGUCCUGGGUGUUUACCUCGUGUGGCGCGGCGCGGCACCGGGUCUACGCGUCUACGUGGACUUCACCUUUACCCUGCUGAACCGCGAACACUUCUCGGUGAACGAAGGUUUCUCCGGCAAACGAGUCAAGUUUACGUACGACGCACCGGCUCAAGGAAAUCGGAACUACAUCCCGGUAUCGGAUCUCUACAGUCGAAACUUUGCGGACCCAAAUGGCGAGUUUCAGCUGGAACUCUCCAUGGCAAACGUCCGCACGGUCUAUACCGCUGAACUCCGUGUUCCAACCGGAGUUUUCUCAGCCAGUCAACAGAAACCAGAUAAGCUGGAAACCGGGUAUUUCACGUUCGGCGGCUUCGACUGGAACCUCGUCAUAUACCCACUCGGGGACAAGGAAGCGACCGGUCCGGAAUCCGGCGUCGCAGUCAUCGGUAGCGGUGGCCCAGGUGCUGCGGCACCGCCUUCCGUUGGUCACGGGAGGCAAGAGAAUCGCCUCAGUGUUUAUUUGGCGAGAUUGACGGGUUUCGAUCACCGAUGCCGAGUCCGUUACAGCGUGGCACUGGGGGAGGGCGAACGGCGAAUAGAAUCCGGUCACAUCGAGGAUCUUUCGGACGCCGACGGUCGUGGGUUUGGUUGGCACCCUCGCGUGCGAUGGUCGGAAAUCGCGCACAAAGGUGUCGUCCGUGUCGCUCUGGAGAUGGUCGAAGCUCGUACAGUUUCCGAGGUAGGUGUACAGGCCCUGGGUCCGUCGGUACUCCCGGCAGCGCCGUGUUACGAUCGCGAUAAACAGGCGUGGGCACUGCGGGCCGAUCUUCAUUCCGACACGGUGCGACUCCACUUGGUUUACAAGGAUAUCCACAAUGUUCCGAGGAACCAUCUCAGAUACGUCGGAUGGACGGCGUAUUUGAUGCGGGGUGAGGAAGCCGUCGCACUUCCGGGUGCUCCGUUCGGGAGGUACUACGCGCAGGAGGCAGCCGACGAAGGCAUUAUAAUGGAGACGAGCCUCGGCGUUGCCGAUGUCAAGGAUGACGAGUGCCCCUUCGUUACGGACAAGGGUCAGCUCAGGGUACGCCUUGAAUGGAACGAGGGACACCUUUUAUUUCAAGCCACUUAUCACAAGUACGACGAUGUUUGCAGAGUGCAUAAUCAACAAAUGAGAAGGGAGAUAGCCGCUCUACAAGCGGAGAAUUAUUCUUUGGAAAGACAGCUUUUCAGCUACCAGCAAAGCUUGGCUUACGCACAGGCGCAGGCCCAAGCUCAGGGGGAAGAAUCGGAGGGCGUGGAUCACGAUGACGACGACAAUCACCAUCAUCAUCAUCACCACCACCAUCAUCACCUCGAACAUCGUCUGGAGAGGUCCGCAUCUACCGACACGGAAUACGCCUGACGCGUGGCUCUGGCUCGCCAUCGACACGCAAACCCCAACGGUCGAAACUACCCGAAUAACGUGAAAUAUUACGCAGAUGAGGAGGGGGACCAAGUCGAUGAUAAUUUCGGGUGCCCGAUUGACUCUGAGGAGCUAGGAACCGCUGCCCAAGAACUUUGGGGAGAAACUCCGUUUGCUCUGUCCUCUGAACGAAAUCGUCUCAGUAUCGUGCACCAGCCGAAAUCCGUCGUCGUCGACGGUGGCUUGGCGAAAAGACCGAAACCCUCGAAGGCCAGGAGAACCACCCUCUGGGAGGCACUUACCGGCCUUGUCUGCUCCUUGGGCGCCUUGGCUUCGAGGGCUGCGAAAAUGGCGACGCGCCGCGGUACGGGCGAACCUAUCUGAUUGCGAGUGCCGGAUCGGAGUCCGAUGUGGCUUGUAAAAUCACAUCCGACGAGAGAAGAUAUUCCGCAAGCCGCACAGUUGGUUCACGUAUUUAUUCAUAAGUCUAUAAUCUACUUGUCAAUUUACAAAACAACCUAUUUUCCUCUGAACAGAAGACUUUUUUACGUAUCGCGAAUCGAUGGAUAUAUCGUAUUGUAACUUUUAGCUACAGCUAGGACGCUCGAACACUGAAGAAAUUGCACAAAGUUGACGAUGUAAUCAUUCGUGCGUCGCACAACUACAAGGAGUCGACAAUCCGAAUGAAUCGCGACGGAUCUGCUCCCGCGAUUCCUGAUCCCUCGUACGCGUGAAAUCACCCCCGAAAUAGAUCCAUCCGAGACAAAGCGAACCGGGUCGACGAGUGCAGUCAGAUUUCACAUUUCGGCUCGUGAAAUUCGAACAAAAGUGGUUGGAUUCUUCAUUCCUUACGAAAAAAUAGAAUCGGAAGAGAAAAAGAAGCACCGCGCGACAACACCUUUUCCUUUAACGUAGAAUGCUUCCUCUACAUUAGGCACGAACGAACAAAACGAUCUCGGGAAACCGGCCAAGUAGCAGUUGUACAGCUGGGUACCGGUAGGUAUCAUUAUCAGCGGGGGUAAACGUCAACGACGGGGACGAUAUAACGACUUACAAAGAGAUAUUCGCCGUCAGUCUCUGGGGAUCGGCGUCUCGCCGUUUCCCCUUUUAUCUCGGAUUAUUCUCCCCUUCUCCGCGGGACUCGCUCAAAAAGUGAUUCCCACAAACGCUAGAAAUUCCUUCUCUGAUCAGCAGAGCUGUAUACUUUUGUACAUAGAUACACAUACCCCGUAUAGAUAUAAAGACACAAUACAAAGACUCUAUUCUUAUCUAUGUACUUAUAACGUGAUAACACCUUUACACAAACACGUAUAAUUUGCUUCGCUCAUUGUCAGCCGGAGUUCGGAGACCGGUGAGUAAAAAUAUAACUCCAGGUUAACGGGCAAGUUAUAAGCCAUUCGAAUAUACUCUCAGCGCGACAUUUCGCGGACCGUCCUCGUAAGGAUGAGAAGAAAAUUCAAUCGUAUUUCUCGCUAUGGUUCGUCGACCCCGAGUUCCAUUGAUUUAAAAAAUUCAGGGAUCCUGGUCUACCUGCUCGAAGAGCCGACCUUUGUCAACGAAUCGUACGGUGCGACCGGUAUCACCCCCCAUUCGAUCGUGGGGUUGAAAUUAGUUUGACGAAAGUGGACGCUCUCGCAAUAUCUAAUCGACCAAUUAUUAUUUUUCGUUCAUUUUCUCCCAAUUCUAUGUACACACGACGUAUAUCCUAUGAACGACGAUCAACUGAACGAGUACUCGACGAGUAGGGGACCUCGAAAGUUGAACGAACCAUACUCGGGACUGAGAUGAGGCGCCUUGCACCUUUCUAUCAAUCUAUCCCCAUAUUUUUUCUAACAUUUUUAUCAAUACAAUAUUAUAUCGAUUAUACAAACAUAUUUUCGAAAUUCGCCAACACGCACUUAUAUAAGAAAAACCCACACCGAAUACGUCUGAUAAGCCGACGCGUUGAUCAAGACAAUUGACUGACUGAUUAUCAACUAGAGAGAAUGAGAUCGAGAUUGACAUCGAGAGAAUGCCGUUUCCAACAAAACUCAAAGGCCCCGUCACAAGGCGCUUUCAUCUACAAAGGAGUCUACCUACAUUUCUUGUGAGUAGGACAUUCAACGUAUAGAACAAAUGGUUAGAAACUAUCGGCGUCAAAAGUGUCCCGUGAAUAUCGAUCAAAAUGGCUUGUGACCAAUUAAUUUUUUACAAUUCCGAUGUAAUUUGGUGAUAAAAUUCACAACGUGCGGUUUCAAGAUUGUCUGUUCCAUAAUUUCAUCGAUUGAAGUACAUUUUUCAAUUACGUCGUCGAAUCCAAACACGGAUAAUACUUUUCGCAUCAGUCGAAUUGCAAAUCCCGUGCGUAUUGCUCAGAUAAUUCUUUCUGUUUUUCCUUUUCUUCUCACUUAUUUAUUUAUUCGUUGCUUUUUCUAACAAUUGGAGGGAGGCAUUGAAAUGAACGUAAACUCGAAGUGCGUACCCACACAGUGCGAUUCCGGUGAAACUGGUUGCGAUCAACGCGUGCGUCGAAUAUCCGAAUUUCUGUUUGUCUGUCUCCGAAUGAACCCGAGCUGCGCUGGAGUCGGCUUAGCCAUCGGCGUAGCGCUUCGUUGCUAUCUACGACCCUCAAGGUGACGCCUCGCAACAAAGCGCUACGCCUGUGGCUACGCUGACAGCUCGGGCUCGCUCGGAGACCGAGAAAUUCGAAUAUUCGCAGCAUGCGUUGAUCCCAACCAGUUUCACCGUAAUCGCACUGUACGAGUACAGACAUACACACUUACUAUACAAAAUUACGUCCUGCUUGUACAAUCCACCAUACAUAUAGAAAUAAUUACGAUGUAUAGUCUUAUACACAUAUAUAUCAAGAUAAACGAUUUUUCAUUGCCUAUUUAUUAUAAUAUAUUAUAUUCAUAAACAUAUGUAUGUAUGUAUGUACCUAUAUGCAUCAUGAAAUACCUUAAAGACAAUUAUUUCAUCGGAUUCACUUCGAUCAAUCAAUAAGUACGGUCUACGUAUAUCGUGUAUAGGUACUAGGUAUAUUAGAUUUACAUAUCGUGUUGUGUUGUAGUAUAUGUAUAGUACCUAUAAACCGUUGUACCCUCUAUCGUAUCGUAUCGCACCACGUAUCAUAACGUAUCGUAUGCGUACUCUGUGUGGUACCUACCUUACGGGACUGCAUCGUCAACUUUCGACCCUAAUUCCAAGUAAAUAAAAUCUGUAUAAUAUCGACGCGAUAUUGCGAACGAAAAAAAUCACCGUUAACGAAAGAAAAUUUUUGAUCCUACCUUUCGCCUCGGUACAAAAGUUACGGCUCUCGAACCAAUGAUUCUCGCGCCAAGGUCUAAACGCCACUCAUUGGAAAAUUUGCCGAAAUUUUCACGAAAAAAUGUUUUAAAAAUCGUAAAAUGAUAUAUAUCCUCAAAUAAGAAUCGAUUUUUAGUUCAAAGGUGCUCGAAAAGUCGGAAACUUGAACAAGUCGUGAGUCGGAAAUGAAAUGUUCUAUACAUAUACAUACACUGCGCACAACAAUUGAGGGAUCACUCGAAUUUUGUCCGAAACAAAGACCCAUUUUCAAAUGAGUGUAACUUCGUCGGACAUCGACGGAUUUCAAUGAAAAAAAUUGAUUUCUGUAGCUUGAAGCUUUGACUUCAAAACUGUUGUCCUGGAUUUGGUUUUCGCGCAGUUUUUUCCGAAGUUUUGCAGCUACGGAGCCACGAUUGCGAAAAAAUUGCGUUUUCUUUUUCCACGGCCACGACGUUUGGAAAAAAUUGCACCCGGAUGGCGUCAUAUGGGUUUUGUUACUCGAAACUUCCCCUUCGAAAUGCUUUUUUCAUCAUCAUCGUGCGAUUUUUCGUUACCGAGUAAUUUGUGUCCAAACCGUUGACUGCACUUUCGCAAUCGAGGUCAUUUUUGCCGAUCGAUCAUUUGAGGUACGUGGGGGAGAGCGAGGUAACGUGCGAAGCACUUGAGCUGAAAAUUGAUGUGUGAAUUCAUCAAAAAAUCUGGACAAUAUUGUCACAGGAGUACGGGUGCUUUCCGAAGAUUCAGAAAUUCCAAGGAAAAAUGUCAGUUGACAAGCGAUGAUUGAAAGAAAGGAGAAAAAGUUACAAGAAAAAAAAUUGAGUGCAUUGAAACCAUUGAUAACUUGGACAAAAAUGACAUCUGAAAAAAGAUCUUUCGAAGAGAGGAAAACCUUCGAAAAGCUAUUGGAGGAGUUUUUUUUUCAGUGAUGACAUUAUAAGUCUUUGGCUGAAAAUCAGUUGCCCACUCGCCAUGCUUUCCGCUACAUCCCCGGGGCGACUGUGAAAUUUCGUACGUUUCUUUAUUGACCGGUUAAAAUCUUUGCAUAUUGUACACAGCCCCACAUGACCGAUGUCGUGUUAACGUUACAUUUUUACUAUAGCGUUUGAAUUUUAAUAGGGUUGGCAACCCGGUGUGCGGUGUGGAAAUAUAAUCAAGAACAAUAAAUCAACUGACGAGUCAAUACCUUGACAUUAUUGUAAUUGUUACGAUAAUCAUUAUAAUUAUUGUACCUAAAAAUUUAAAGCUAAUACGUAUAGUUAUAUCAUAUAUAAUUGUACAGCUGCUCUGACAAUCGCACACGUUUUGCCUCAUAUGGUUCGCAAAAAUAUUAUACUUGAUAACAAACGUUUGCAUACUAUUUAUCAUAAGUAGAUGUAUACGUACGAUAUAAUUAUAUGUAUGUAAAGAUAUUCGUUCCUGCUAACGUUUAACGGUAUCAAUUACACGUGUACAUUUUCAAACUUUUUUCCUGCUCUUUCAUCACCGGAUCGACGAAUAUUGUACCGAAACUCUGAAAGGCUUAUUACAGUUAAUUUUCUGUUCUAUCAUAACUCGAAGGCAAAGCGAUAAUUAUGACUGUACAUAGCCCUAUAUACACAAACAGAUACCUACGUUCUGUAUACACAACGUCCGUCUAGAUACACACAUAUCGAGGUAGAGGAUCAAUUUAGCCGCCUUUUGCGAUUUGGUGAAAAAAUAGCCACGCUUUAUAACAUAUAUUGACCGCGCUGCGUCACGAAAUGAUGAAGCGUAUCCACUAGGACUAUUAUAAAUUGACAAGUUAUGCACAGACGGAGUGUCAGUUGGACCGUUCGUGCGAUUACCUGCAUCAACGCCGAAUUUUCUACUUAUAGGUACGUACAUGUAUAUCGUGAGAUCGUAGCAGACCCCCGCACAUCUCACAAUCGGUCCAGAAUCGGUAUCCGGUACGAUCGCCAAAUUUUUUGAAUCCUCCGACUCCCUUCGUUUAUCCAUAUUCACUUAUUGUUAGUCAUUUACGUUUUUCAAUGUUUCGUGCACUAUCCGGCGAACUUGCGGGAAUCUAGACGAUUGGAAAGCGUUGAGAAUUGUAAUGGAGAAUUGACGGUUACGAUAACACUGUCGCGUGUAAGUUUCUGGAUGAGGGAAAGGAAAAGAAACUACCAAAAACCAGGCUCGGUGACGAUCUUCCGUGCUCAUGCACGACGUGCAGAACGAACAGAUUCAACGUAUGUUAAUCAACAACGAAUCCAGUACCUACUCGUUGUCGAUCGGUCAUCAUACUUGUAGAGCUACGAAGUAAAUGUCAGAUAGCAUAUCGUGCUUUCGAAUCUAGAAGCUAAAGCGCGUGUUAGCAGAGUCGAUUUUGCAAUUGUAGAAAUUUGGAAUGUCACAUGAGUUUCGUAAGUGAGAAAAUUGUACCACGACUUUCUCCAAAAUGAUUAUAGCCCGCUAUUAGAUUAUACGGCCUGUACAUCGAGCGAGCGUGCGUGCGCGUAUUUUUCUAUCACAAAUAAUAUUCGUAAAAUGAUAUUGAAGAUUUUCAUGCGUCAAAAGCGUAAAUCGAUUAGGUUUCACCGGACGAAGUGAUUACAACAAAUAGGUUCGUUGGCUGCAGUUAUUAUUAAUGAUUUUAGCAACGUUUCGUUAAAACUUUUCGCUGCAAUUGCAACUGUGUUAUUCUAAUCGUGUGUAACGACCCACGGUUAUAAUCUACUCGGCUUAAUCUGGUUUUUGCCUCAAGUGCUCGGUCACGGGUUUUGGUACAACUUGGCUGUUUCAAGCCAAAUGCUCGAACAAACGUUCGUAUACCUACGUAUGUAACUAUAGUGUAUGUGUAACAUAUAAAAUUUAAUCAAAUUGCAUAUAUGUAUGUGUGUAUUUAUGUAAGUAACUACAACUACCUAGAUGUACACACCGUAUAGGAAUACCAAAAACUAAUGGUUGUCCCUCGCGAGAAUAUAUCAGGACAUGUUCCAGUGAUUGUACCUAUUCCUUUAUGGUAAUACCAUAGAAAUACGUUCACCGUCUGUAAGUCUGUCACCUCUUUUAUAAAACUCUUGCUAUA